This is a messenger RNA of Lepisosteus oculatus (spotted gar), 4890 nucleotides long. Lineage: Eukaryota; Metazoa; Chordata; Actinopteri; Semionotiformes; Lepisosteidae. The record is from RefSeq and is a predicted model, not a curated record.
UGUACGUGACUUGGGUUAACCUGCUCAGGACAGUAGACCUGGGGAAUAUUUCUAGUCAGAAGCAAAAGACAGCAACAAACAAGUGAGUCAAGACAGCAGAAAGGAUCAGAGAAAAAACAUUAAAAAGAAAUUCAAGGCUGUAGGAUGGAUAGUUUUUCAAGAUUUAUUUCAUAACUUAGGAAGACCCAGAGCAAAAUAUCUUCUACCCAGCAGAUAUGACCACCUGUUCUUUGAAGAAAAGAUGCAUUUCUCUAAGGCCAUCAUGUUGAUUAUUCUGGUCGACUGCACCUCUUGGCUUUUGGAUGUGGGAGCCAUUAACAGGGAGCCUAUAGUGAUGUCGUACCCCCCAGAUGGUGGUAUAUUUGAAGGGGACAUGGUGACCUUGGAAUGUAAGGUCGAUGGCGACUCCAAGAUCUGGAGUUAUUUCUGGUUUAAGGACAGUAAACAGGACGAAUCUCAUAUAAACCACAGUCAGUACAGAAUCAGUUCAGUCUCAAUAUCUGACAGUGGGGACUACAGCUGUUACAUUGUGAUGACAAGUGACCCUGUAGAACAACAUUCCAGCAAACCCUUUACCCUGCAAGUGUUGGAACGGCCCCGAGCAGUGAUAUCCUUGGGACAGGAGUGGUCAGAGGUGCACGCAGGAGAGACUGCAGUACUGAGGUGCUCCAUCUCUGGAAGUUAUCCGAUGCAGAGCUUUGGGUGGUACAAAGAUGAACACACAUCUCCAGUUCACCAGUCUGAAGAUAAGAAUUGGACCAUCCUUUCAGCUCUGGAAUCACACACAGGACAUUACUCCUGUCAGGGCAGGAGCAGGGAGAAUCCAUCUUACUCCAAAAAGAGCAGUCCAGUCAAACUGAAAGUACAGGUCACCCGUCCCAGAACUGUCCUCUCCCUGCAGCGUCUGCACACAGAGGUGUUUGAAGGAGACACAAUCACCCUCUCCUGUGUGGUGGAGGACAGCUCUCCAGGCUGGAGCUUUUACUGGUACAAAGACAUUCUAGACAAGCCAGAGCACAAGAGCCAGAGCUCCAGUUACAUCGUCAGCCCUGCUAAUCUGUCUCACACUGGCCAGUACUGGUGUCAGGCUGCACGAGGACAGAAACCCUUUUACCUGAACCCCAGCCAACCCAUCAGUCUCAUCGUGUUGGAACUCACUGAUCCUGCCCUGUCAGUCCAACCAGGAAGCUUAGUCACGGAGGGCGACUCUGUCGCUCUGCACUGCCACACUGCACUGAGUGACAAAGCCCACGAAAGGCUGCACUUCUCCUACGUGAAGGAAGGAGGGGACUGGAAAUCUGAGAGCUCAGAGAAGACUCUUACCAUCCCGGUGAUCCGGCGCAAUCACACAGGGCAGUACUGGUGUGAGGUUGAGGCAGUGGGGACUGGGAUCAGAAAAAGAAGCAAUGAGACUGGAAUCACAGUGAGAGAGCUCUUCCACAGAAUCAGUCUCACAGUCCUGCCCCUGGGGCCUGUCUGGGAAGGAGAGACUCUGACUCUGCACUGCACCGUCCAGUUAAACACCCCUGCACACACCCCUGAACUGCAGUACACCUACAUUAAGGACGGAAGAGUCCUGAGGUCCAGACCAGAGGACAGACACUCUGUUCCAGCAGUGAGGCUGAAGGACUCUGGGAAAUAUCUCUGUGGAGUGGAAGCCCAGGGAAAGGGGAUUCAGGCCAUGAGCAGUGUAGUGGAGGUCAAUGUGACAGAGCGUCCAAAGCCCAGAGUGACCCAGGAGCCAGCGUGGGAGAAGCUGUACUAUGGAGAGCCAGUGACCCUCAGAUGUCUCCUCAGUCAACAUUUCCACAGUGUGGAGUAUCUCUGGUUCAGAGGGGAUCUGAGAAGCCCUGUGUUCCACACAACUGAGCACAGUGUCAAUGGCAACAGCCUUCAGAUCUCUUCAGUGGUCCUGUCUGACCAGGGGCAGUAUCUGUGUCUGGUCCAUAGAGGGCGCCCUACUCAAUACUCGCAGCCCAGCGACCCUUUUCUCUUAAAUGUCUCUGUGGACCCCUCCAAGGCCACACUGAGGCUGCAUCCUGAUUGGACAGUACUGUUUCCUGCAGAGUCGGUCACCAUGGGCUGCAGGCUGGGAGGAGACUCCAGCAGGAGGCAGUAUAGCUGGUACAGAGUAACUGCAGGAGGAACUGAAUCAGUACAGUGCCAGUGGGAGAAUGGGAAAAACUGUCAGGUUACUUUCAGAGACGAGUCUCACAGCGGACUGUACUGGUGUGAGGCCCAGUCUGGACAAGAACGCAGCAAAUCUGUGCACUUCAGAGUGCUGGAUCGGAGAUUGGUCCUGCAGACAGCUCCACAGCCCCUGACUGAAGGACAGACGCUGACUCUACAGUGCAGAGUGCGGAAUGAAAGCUCACAACAGAUCGUGGGGUACAUGUUUUACAAAGACAAUGAAACCCUGAAACACACAGGAAACAUAACGACCAUUGGUCCAGUGAAGAAGAGGGAUAAGGGGCUCUACAGGUGUAGGGUGACCUACACAGGGGGAUCGGGGGACAAGUCUCAGCCAGUGCUGAUCUCCAUCAGAGGUGAGCCUGCGAUGGACUGGCACUUCUGCCUUGCGUUCGUUGUUUGUUGGGUAGGCUCAGGCUUCCCGCAACACCGUAUGGUAAAAAGCAGUUUGGCAAAUGACAUGACACAACUUUAUCUCAGCACAUUUUGUCGAGAAUGUUUUCCCCCUGUGGUAGUAAAAGCCAAUCCAGCUCAUCACUCCAGCAGAGGGCGCUGUGGAGCACUGCUGACCCAGCCUGUGUCCUGUGUCCUGCUCCCAGACCUCUUCUCCCAGGUGACUCUGAGAGCCUCCCCAGGAGCCAGAGUGCAGGAGGGGGAGCCCCUGAACCUCACCUGCGAGGCCGAGCUGACGGGAUACUACAGCUCCCCGCUGUCCUACUCCUUCUUCCGGGACGGGCAGCCUGUGGUCGAGGGGAGCAGCUCAGCUCUGUACUCCAUGGCCAAAGUGAACCGGACGCUCACUGGGAGCUACAGCUGUGCAGUAGAGGCAGAGCACAGGAUUCGGAAGAACAGCACCAUCACAGCUGUCACGCUGGCAGUGUCUUGGUGGGCAGUGGCCAGGUUAGCAGGCGGAGGAUCACUGUGCCUGAUCUCCCUCUGUGCCGUUCUGAUGCUCCACUGCAGAGCACAGACCAAGGGUGAGACUGGAUCCCUGCAGCCUGUCCAAAGCCUCAAGUCCAUGACCGCCUGGUGACUUUUUGUUUGCACAUCUGUUCCAGUAGUAAUUCACCAUCAAUUAAUUAAUUAAUUAAUUAAUUUUAAUUCCUGGCCAGUGAGGUCAGAUCUUCAACACACAUUUCUAGAUAGAGACAGAGUACCAGGGAGACUUGAUUGCCUUCAGUGCCUUCUGAGAACAGGACUGUGAAAAGCCCUCUUGUUUUGUAGGUCAUCACUGUCUCUCAGUCUUAGCUUUCCAUCACUGCGGACAUUGUACACAGCAGUGUCUUCAGUCUGUGUGUUUAUAGAAACAUAUUAUUUUGGAAUUCUCUCUGGAUAUCAUUAAUUUUUCCAGGACACAUUGGACAGAAAAUUCACCGUAUCCCCCUCCAGUCCCUUCCUAGGAGAUUUCUUACAUUUUUGUCAAGAUCCUUACAAUGUUUUGUCUCCUUUUUUGUUGGAACUGUUUUUUUCUGUUUUAGUACUGAAAAGCACUUUGAGAUGCUACUUUUUAAGAUGCUAUAUGUAUUUAAGUAUUAGUAUUAUAAACAUAGAUAAGGAAACCUUGCUUUAAAUCUGAAACGAGUACUGUAAGAUAUGAGAUUGUUCUGUCUCACCUAACUAUGGUACAGAUAAGGGAAACAUCCAGAAGAAUCUGUAAUUUCAAUAAAACAUUAUUUUAUAUUCAGCUUACUGUAUUUUGUUGUUCAGACUGUUUUGUCCUUAGUUGGGGCUGCAUCGGCACCCUGUGGUGAUAGGGUGAUGUGGGAAUUGCUAAAUAAAUCUGGACAAAGGUAACAGAUGUUUACACCAAGAUUAAACCUAUCCAACAAAUUCCUUGAUGGAAUCAAGAAAAGGUCAUUUUUCCCAAUACUAUUCAGACCUAUAUAUUUUUUCCAUGCAUGAUUCACCAUUGUCGGUAUCUAUGAGCCAGUGCUCAUCUUUAAGUCCAGAACAACGCAAUCUGGGUUUUGACCUCUCUGAAAAGGACAAAGGUAAAGGUCUAACAGCUGUGUUCAGCCAGAAAACUUAAAAACCUGAAAAGUAAAAACAAACAACAACAGUUGAAAAAGGAAAAUACAGACCUUUUAGGCAAAGCAAACUCUAAAAAGCGACAAUGGAAAGGUCUUCAUUUUCCUGUCUCUUGCAAAUGUGACAAAUUCCUAGAAAAGCUGCUUUUCCCCAUAAUGUAAGAGAUUAAAUAAAUUCUGCAUAAGGCCUGUCUGUAUAAGGAACCCUUCAAACUGAGAGAUUUUCAAAGCAAGGUUUAAAUACAGAAUUUUAUUGGAAAAAAAGGACAACUGCAAAGGACAAGAACUGAACUGAACUGAAAAAAGACAAAUCUGACUUUUUUCCCCCUCUGAUAUAUUUUGGUGUUUUAUAUUAUUUUUAUAAGUUCUGCUUGGAAUCGACACUUGCUAGUCAGCUGGGCUCACUGCUAUAAUCCCACCAAGACAUCUUCCUCUUACUCAGCUCCCACUUGAGAACUUAGCAACCACCCCGCCUUGACCGCUGACAAGCCAUUGUGGCGUCUGACAACUGCGCCCCCUCCUGGGGAACUCUGGUCACUGUCGGGUUACUGCAUAACCCAAAUCUGAGCUGGUGAUCUCUGCACUGGGCACCCACUUUACCAAGUUUGUUUUUUUAAUUCUCUCUAUUGCUUUAGCUGAGACGGAUCUCUCAUAAUUGUUAACGGUUUUAUAA